GGCCGGCCGCCGCCCACCGGAGCCCCGGGAGGGGCUAGCCGAGCUGUCCUGCCCCGCCCCCUCCCGGGCCGCGGUGACAGCGGGGGGUCUAGAGACCCGGCAGGAGGAGCCCCGCGCGUUGUCCGCCGCUCGGGGGACGUGGGCGUGCCCGCGGGGUCCGCCUCCUCCGGGGACCAGCCGCUGGGGAGGAGGCGGCGCGAAAAGCCACCCGGGAGGCUCGGAGCGCCAGCACCCUGGGCCUUUGGGUUGUUUGUUGAGCAGCUGGUUCCCGGAGCCCGUGAGCCUCCCGGGCAACACGAGUGACAGCGACUUUCUGGAUGUAUAGGGCUUAAAGCGCCGGAGAGUCCCCCAGCCGCCCGCCACCAACCAUCGGGCUCUUCUUCCCUCCUUCUCCCACUUUCCUGCCCUCCCAACCGCUGCGGCCAUGCUGCAGAUCCUGGUGACCCAGUGACCGAGGCGAUGUGGUCAUGAUUUGCAUUUGAACGGAGGAUUCGGGAAGGUCCCUUACCCCAUGCCCAGGUUUGAAUUUCUAAAGGUGGAAUUCCAAAGCCUGCCUUUCCUGUAGUCUCCCAGAGCUCACUGCCUGGAAGUGCCCGCCUGCCCUUGAACUUAGGUUGUGGGAAGUUGCUCGAGUCGGUAACUAUAUUAGAUUUUCCCUCAUUGCUCCUUCGUUAAUCUCUUUCUAGGUGAGGCUUGAAACCCCAGCUCUAGACCUCCAUGUUUCACCCUGCAGUUUUGGAAAUGCAUUUGCAGGUUCUGUUUUGUGCAGACCAUCUGUGAUGUUGUUUGUUAGUGGGGAAAGGACAGUGGUACAGAUAGAGGAUUCCUCUUCCUAUUUAAGCCACAGGAAAGAGAUAGUGGCCAUUGCCAUUAAUCUUCAAUAUUGGGUAGAGCCUCUAAAGCACAAGCCAGAGAAAGUAUUUUCCCUGUCAGCCAAAGUAUUCCCUCUCAGCCAAAAAAAAAAAGUUUGAAAACUUUUGGGGGGACGUGCAUUUACCACCCAUCUUUGCCUUAAAGUAAGAUCUACUUUAAAAACUUUGUCUUUAAGUAGGUUAUUUAAAAUAUGCAGGGGGCUGCUUUGCUCAUUUACAACAGCGCUUCAGUUCUGGAAAGACCCUUUCCGUGGUACUUUUGCCAGCUUUCAAGUCUCAUUAUUUUCAUCUCCGAAGAGUACACCGAACUGUUGGAGGCUGAUAGACCACCAAGUGAGAGCUGAGCCUCUGCCAGAAGGAAGAGGGGAAGUGAGACCCAACAGGACUUCUCUACGUGCUUUCCAGCCUGUGUGAGCUGCAGGGGCAAGAGAGACACACUUGGAGCCAGGAUUAGUAGCCUAUUUAUGAAGCAUCCUAUUUUGUGACGGAAGCUCCGUGGUCAGAGCGACGUAAAUGGCUCGACUGCCCGCUGGCAUUCGCUUUAUCAUCUCAUUCUCCCGAGAUCAGUGGUACCGAGCCUUCAUUUUUAUUUUGACAUUUUUGCUGUAUGCAAGUUUCCACUUAUCUCGAAAGCCUAUCAGCAUAGUUAAGGGUGCGCUCCACAGGUACUGUGCUGCUUUGAAUGAGGGUGAGGUCGAAUUCAACAGCCAGAACCAAAAAGCCGCUGACAUCGCCCCUCACCAGCGCCCAGACAACGGGACUGACUGCGGCUGGGCCCCGUUUGAUCAGGACAACUACCAGCAGCUGCUCGGGGCCCUGGAUUACUCCUUCCUGUGCGCGUACGCCAUCGGCAUGUACCUGAGUGGCAUAAUAGGGGAACGCCUGCCUAUUAGGUAUUACCUCACCUUCGGGAUGCUGGCCAGUGGCGCCUUUACUGCCCUGUUUGGGCUGGGGUAUUUCUACAACAUCCACAGCUUUGGAUUCUACGUGGUAACUCAGAUCAUCAAUGGACUGGUGCAGACCACUGGCUGGCCCAGCGUCGUUACUUGCCUUAGCAACUGGUUUGGAAAAGGAAGGCGAGGUUUGAUCAUGGGGGUCUGGAAUUCCCACACCUCUGUGGGCAACAUUUUGGGGUCCUUGAUUGCCGGCUACUGGGUGUCCACGUGCUGGGGCCUGUCCUUCGUCGUGCCUGGGGCCAUCGUGGCGGCCAUGGGGAUAGUGUGCUUUCUCUUUCUCAUUGAACAUCCGAGGGACAUCGCCUGCUCUCCCACCUCGACAGCGCACUCGAAGGGCUACGAGAACGGCACGCACAGACUGAGGCUGCAGAAGCACAUGGUAACGGACGAGAAGAGUAAGCCUCUGGACCCAGAGACGCAGUGCUUGCUGCUGUCGGAUGGAAAGCACUCUGUCCAUCAGAACCACACCGUCGUCCUCCCAGCCGACGGUGGGAGCGGUGUGGCCGCCAUCAGCUUCACAGGGGCCUUGAAAAUCCCUGGUGUGAUCGAGUUCUCUCUGUGUUUGCUCUUUGCGAAGUUGGUCAGCUACACUUUCCUAUUUUGGCUUCCGCUGUACAUCACAAAUGUAGAUCACCUUGAUGCCCAGAAAGCCGGGGAGCUCUCCACCCUGUUUGACGUGGGUGGAAUCUUCGGUGGGAUCCUGGCAGGUGUGAUCUCAGACCGACUGGGGAAAAGGGCCUCGACCUGCGGCCUGAUGCUGCUGCUCGCAGCCCCGACGCUCUAUAUAUUCUCCACCAUCAGCAAAAUGGGUCUGGAAGCCACCAUAGCCAUGCUGCUCCUCAGCGGGGCCCUGGUCAGCGGGCCAUACGCGCUGAUCACGACCGCCGUCUCUGCCGACCUGGGGACUCACAAAAGCUUGAAAGGAAACUCCCACGCCCUCGCCACCGUGACUGCCAUCAUCGACGGGACCGGCUCUGUGGGAGCAGCCCUGGGCCCCCUGCUGGCGGGGCUCAUCUCCCCGUCAGGAUGGAACAACGUGUUCUACAUGUUGAUGUUUGCAGACGCCUGUGCCUUACUGUUCCUGAUCCGCCUUAUACACAAGGAGCUGAGCUGCCCGGGGUCUGCGACGGGGGACCAAGUUCCGUUUAAAGAACACUGAGCACUCGAGUCCCGUGGAGGGAGGCUGGCCCAUCCUUCACACACUGUCCUUCAAGGAAAAGUUCCAAUAAAGGAUCCUGUGUUGAAAAGAAUCCUGUACCCUUGCCUUUUGCACACGCACCUGGAAAAGACACAAAAGCCACCUUGAGAAUUCCUGGUACUACUUUAGACGAGCCGUGCGCUCAGGACGGCAGUGAGGACGUUCUUGAGCAGUGCUGUCUGCAAUAGGCUGAGCCGGAACAGACGGCCAAUGAGCGGGCCCCUCGCAGGGCGCUCGGCAGCUGUGCCGCCAUCACGUGUGACACGCCGGGACUGGUGUGGGGACUCGGGGGCCGCAGUCUCUCAGGUAUUUCAGAUAGAAUGUUAGGGCGGGGUGGCGCAGGCUCCGCGCCAGCAGGAGCCUGGUGACACCUGGAGGUGCCGCGUGGAUGAUAAUCAGGACACUGCGGGCGUGGAAGGCAGCUGGCAAAGAGCCCGGCCUCUGAAAGGACGGAGGAGACUGGCAGCUGGAUCCAACCCAAACAGAAUUAGACCAUCACAUCCUCCAAAAGACCUUCCCAAUGCGUCCUCUCCUGGACCGGCCUGAGAACUGACGGUCAAGGAGUGAACAGUGCUGAGGCCGUCUGAGCCUGCUGGGGUCAGAAUGCCAGUCCCAGGACACCCCGGAGAGUCCUGUCAUCUGAGUCCCAAGGGCCACCAUGCUGCUGGUCCCCGGUGGGGUUGCUGGGAGGGCGCGGCCAAGCCUGGGAGGGGACGGGUCUCCAGUCCAGCGACUUGUUUCCCUCCGCAACACGCCAGACACCGGAACUGUCUCAGCUACCCAGCACCAGAGUGGAUUUAUUUAUUUAAAAUGUGUGCUGUGUUAUAGAAGUUUGAGAAACGUAAAAGGCAUUUGGUUAUUUAUUAGACCGACUCCGAUUGUUCUCUGGCCCCUUGUUUUCUCUGUUACCUAGCGAGAUACUUAUCUGCCCUUUGAAAUAAAAUGUUUUUUUAAAAAAA
Diceros bicornis minor is the source of this 3985-nucleotide messenger RNA. RefSeq names its product solute carrier family 37 member 1 (gene SLC37A1). Gene Ontology annotation, biological process: glucose-6-phosphate transport; phosphate ion transmembrane transport. The coding region runs from base 1386 to 2987 and encodes 533 amino acids. Gene Ontology annotation, molecular function: glucose 6-phosphate:phosphate antiporter activity. Gene Ontology annotation, cellular component: endoplasmic reticulum membrane. The record is from RefSeq and is a predicted model, not a curated record. NCBI's taxonomy places the organism in Eukaryota, Metazoa, Chordata, Mammalia, Perissodactyla, Rhinocerotidae. The transcript is spliced from 20 exons.